Drosophila novamexicana is the source of this 786-nucleotide messenger RNA. RefSeq names its product RING finger protein 11 (gene Rnf11). The transcript is spliced from 3 exons. Bases 123 to 563 code for a protein of 146 amino acids. The record is from RefSeq and is a predicted model, not a curated record. Lineage: Eukaryota; Metazoa; Arthropoda; Insecta; Diptera; Drosophilidae.
ACGAUGUUAAAACGCAAUAUUGCUUGAAUAAUUAAUAAUGAGAUAAAAGCAGUGCUUUUACAAAUAUGAGCAUACUCAAAAAUAUAUAAACAAGCGUAAAUAUAUCCUAGUUAAGGUAUACAAUGGGUAAUUGCCUGAAAAUCAACAGUCCCGAUGACAUUUCACUUUUGCGAGGCAGCGAAAGUAUUAGCGGACAGGACAGCGGACCGAUGCCAAUUUACCAGCAUGAACCUUUGCCGCAAAUGUUUUAUCCAGCGUCCUCUGCCAGUCAUAGCGCAGCUGCUGCCACAAACAUGUCGGAGGAAGAUCAGAUUAAAAUAGCAAAGCGCAUUGGACUCGUCCAGCACUUGCCAAUUGGAACUUAUGACGGCAACUUGAAAAAAGCCCGCGAGUGUGUCAUUUGCAUGGUUGAAUUUUGCGUGGAUGAGGCUGUGCGUUAUCUGCCUUGCAUGCACAUCUACCACGUGCACUGUAUCGACGACUGGUUGAUGCGAAGUCUAACCUGUCCAAGCUGCUUGGAGCCCGUCGACGCUGCUCUAUUAACCAGCUAUGAAACAACAUAGCGCACUGUAACAACUCGCCUUGCGUAAGCGCUUUUAAAAUUAAUAAUCAAAAGGAAACUAAUCGGGUCAGUGUGAAAGCUUGACCAGUGCUUCCCGGGGGACUAUUUUAUUAUUAUAAGCGGUUAAGCAUUACCUUUUUAGUUGUUCAACUAAUAAUUAAUAUCAAUAAAAAAGUCGGUGUACAUAAAUACAUAGAUCAAAAUCAAUAACAAAUGAAUACUUA